UUGGAAAACUUAAAAAUCUAUUUUAUUGAUAAAUUAUUAAUCUGUUCACAGAUCACUUAUCCGCUAUGUACUAUAGCAAGUACACCUCGUUUACCUGAACAUUGCAUAGAAUAUGUGAAACUAAUACAAUGGCCCAAAGAAAAUCCUUUUGAUUCUAACAUUGAUACUGAUGAUCCAGCACACAUUAGUUGGAUUUAUGAAAAAUCCCUUGAGCGUUCUGAUGAAUUUGGAAUAUUUGGAGUUAAUUAUCGUUUGGUUCAAGGUGUUAUAAAAAAUAUAAUACCAGCGGUAGCAUCAACAAAUGCUGUGAUAGCUGCUGCUUGUGUUACUGAAGCAUUUAAAGUGGCUACUAGCUGUUGCCCGUUAUUGAAUAAUUAUGCAGUGUUUAAUGAUGCUGAUGGAAUAUAUACAUACACAUAUGAAGCUGAAAAAAAGGAAGAUUGUAUUACCUGUAGUUCAUCUACAGCAAAAUAUCUUGAUAUUGAGGAUACAAAUGUACGAUUGGAAAAAGUAAUUGAAUUACUUGCUGAACACACUCAAUAUCAAAUGAAAAGCCCUGCACUUACUGUAGAGUUUGAAGGAAAGAGAAAAACUCUGUACAUACCAAAUGUUCCUUCAAUUGAAUUAAAAACUAGACCAAAUUUAAAAAUGACACUUGAACAAUUGGGUAUUGCUGACGGAUGUAAAUUAUUGGUUGCUGAUAUUACAAAUCCUAGGGCUUUUGAAAUUAUACUUAAAAUUAAAAAUAACUGUGAUCAUAUGGAAUAAAAUCAUUUUUUGAGUAUUUACUUUGAA
This is a messenger RNA of Sipha flava (yellow sugarcane aphid), 795 nucleotides long. RefSeq names its product nedd8-activating enzyme E1 catalytic subunit-like. The annotation marks the transcript as partial. Lineage: Eukaryota; Metazoa; Arthropoda; Insecta; Hemiptera; Aphididae. The transcript has 2 exons. Gene Ontology annotation, biological process: protein neddylation. Gene Ontology annotation, molecular function: NEDD8 activating enzyme activity. The record is from RefSeq and is a predicted model, not a curated record.